Racocetra persica is the source of this 306-nucleotide messenger RNA. Lineage: Eukaryota; Fungi; Glomeromycota; Glomeromycetes; Diversisporales; Gigasporaceae. The record is from the annotation of a GenBank genome assembly.
UGUUGGAGAGUAAGAAAGUGAAAGAACUUGCCGAUUCAUAUGAAUUGCUGUUAGAAUUGGUAAAAGAUUUAAUACCUAUACAGAUGAAACUUGGUAUAGAUAUCAAUCCCAUUUUAGAAGCAAAACUUAGAAAGAAUAAAGCCUCUUCAGAUAAACCAAUUAGAUUAUUUGAUUUGCUUUUAUGCUUAGAAGAUGAUAUAACGACAAUUCAGGAAGAACUUGAAAUAGCAGAAGAAGCCGAUAAAAAUGCAAGAGUGUACCUUCGGAAGUUUGAAGUAUUUCAUGGUUCCUUAGAAGAUGUUCCAA